AUGAACAUGGGUGACCUUUCCAAGGAUGAUGACUUCCUUAGCCAUUUACUAGUCGAGAAGCUUGGAACAGGCGCAGUCCCAUUGCUCGUUCAUAAGAUGGAUCCAUCUCGAAGACUCCCAAAGACCAAUGCCGAGGAUCUCAUGCAAAUCGUUAGACGCUUGGUUGCAAGUAAGCUCGGUGCUCAGAAUGCUGUCCGACAAUCCGUGGACGACCUCCUCGCUCUGCCUUCUGUUCGUUACUACCUCAAGCCUUACACGCAGAAGCAGAUUAAUGCUUUCGCCACCCACGCCUCGCGAUACUUUGAGCUCUACAACCCUGCAGGGUGCAUAGAAAUUGCUCACACGUCUAGAUACUCUCACAGGACAGGAAAGUCAGAGUUAUGCAUCCUCGCUACACGCCCCUUAGCCCCUGGUGUGGUAAUCAUUGAGCUGAAGGGAUCAAUGGCACAUCUUUCGAAGGAAGAAGACAAGGAACUCAAGCGCACCGACCUGAGAAAUAUCGACAUCAGGAGGGACUUUAGUGUUAUCCAUUCACGACAAAUGAAGAAGAACCAUCUAUUUUUAGGGCCUGCCCGUUUUGUGAACCAUGAUUGCGACAACAAUUGUGAGCUUUUUCGCGAAGGCAAGUACAUCACGUUUCGCACUCUCCGAGCUAUUUCUGUCGGCGAAGAGAUUACUGCGCAUUACGGCGAUGGUUACUUCGGAGGCAAGAAUCGACACUGCCUCUGUGAAACUUGCGAGAAGAACGGCAGAGGAGGCUACGCUCCAGACCAUUUUGAUGGCGAUGUGGAUUCGGGCGGUGAACAAGAUGCCGAAGCGUCAGAUGACGAUGCUGAGGCGCAUGCCGCGACAGUUGCUGAUGUCAACGAACGCAGAACGCGACGUGGUGUUUACGCCAUCAUUCAGGAGGAAGAUUCUGAUUCUGAGGAGAGCGAUGACGAAGAUAAGGAGGGUGACAAACCACUUGCGAACGUUCCUGAUGCUUCUGGGGAUGAUGAAGUGGAUAUGGAGUUAGGCGGGGAAGCUUCCCACUUGGUAGCAGUUUCCUCGUCCUCUCGUCAUUUUCCGGUCAUAGAUGCGAUAGUGGCCACGCCUGAUCCGGACGUACAGCCAUCACGUAUGACAUCGCUGAGCGCCGAAGGAUCAGCGUCUUCCAAUAAGGGGAAAGCGCAGGCAAAGUCCGUCAUUUUCACUCGCCGACAGACACAGGAAUCGUCCAGCAAACAUUCUACUCCUGCUCCCCAUGAUACUUUGCACAACCUCUCGUCCCGCCUUAGAGGUCAAAAUCUUCGGGAUAGCGUGUCUGUCACGCCUAGUAGGAGCAAAGGAAAGGAGGCGGACAAGACUCAAGUCAAGGAAGAGUCUGAAGCAAGAGUUCUCCGAGCGCGCCCUUCCGUAGCCGGGGAAAAAUCAGAUCUAGUUGGGCCCCCGAAGCGCGAGAUUCCUCGUGGUUCAGAUGGACGUCCGCUGCCGAUGUGCGUGACGUGCUCGAAUGUCUUGCCUGUGAUUUCCGUGGAUUCCAAAGUGGUGUGGGGUCUGAAUCUAGACUCCCCGCGGAAAGGCAAGAAGUCCAAACAAAGACAAGAGUGUCCAAGAUGUAUGCGUCACGUCGCCAUAUAUGGUCAGCCAUGGCCGGCUCGCCUUCCAAGCCAAGCCAUUGUUGCUCCACCUCGCGAUGACGUCGAAGCCAGCUCCUCGCGGCGCCCCCCUCAGAAGACUACCCCUGCCGUGGAACGCAAGCAUGUGCCCCCCCGUCGAUGA
This is a messenger RNA of Suillus subalutaceus, 1761 nucleotides long. RefSeq lists its product as uncharacterized. Lineage: Eukaryota; Fungi; Basidiomycota; Agaricomycetes; Boletales; Suillaceae. The transcript is spliced from 7 exons. Gene Ontology annotation, cellular component: nucleus. The record is from RefSeq and is a predicted model, not a curated record. The coding region runs from base 1 to 1761 and encodes 586 amino acids. Gene Ontology annotation, molecular function: histone H4K20 methyltransferase activity; protein binding.